This is a messenger RNA of Vitis riparia (riverbank grape), 2219 nucleotides long. Its product is annotated as dihydrolipoyl dehydrogenase 2, chloroplastic-like. Bases 188 to 1903 code for a protein of 571 amino acids. The record is from RefSeq and is a predicted model, not a curated record. Gene Ontology annotation, cellular component: mitochondrion; oxoglutarate dehydrogenase complex. The transcript has 15 exons. Lineage: Eukaryota; Viridiplantae; Streptophyta; Magnoliopsida; Vitales; Vitaceae. Gene Ontology annotation, molecular function: dihydrolipoyl dehydrogenase (NADH) activity; flavin adenine dinucleotide binding.
ACGUGAAAGGAGUCAGUAAGGUGGUUUAUCCGCCCACACUUUGAUAUCUCCGCCCGCACUCAUCAAAGCCUCCACCCCCAACCUCCUCAUAACUCCAAAACCAAAUACUCGAAGGCAACUUCAAAUCUCCUCAGAUCUCUUUCACCCGGCGUCUCUGUAUCUCAUUUCUCUCUAUCUUCAAUCCACAAUGCACUCUUCGCUCUCUCUCUCCUUCUCCUCCUCCACAGCCAUUCCCAGAUCAGGCCACUCCUCCGAGCUCUCAUGCGCCGCUCCGCCUAGUCCUCUCAAUCUCCGCUUCUGUGGCCUCAGAAGAGAAGCCUUAGGGUUUUCUUCUCCGAAACGAAAUGAUUCUUGUCGAGUCAUCGUCUCCAGUCGAGGACGCUCCAAGAAGGUUUCAGCUUCGGUAUCAGACAAUGGAAGUGCUCCGAAGGCGUUCGACUACGAUUUGGUUAUUAUCGGAGCUGGCGUUGGUGGCCAUGGAGCUGCUCUGCAUGCCGUCGAGAAGGGUCUGAAAACUGCCAUCAUCGAGGGAGAUGUGGUGGGUGGAACAUGUGUAAACAGAGGUUGUGUUCCUUCUAAAGCUCUUCUGGCUGUAAGUGGUCGAAUGCGGGAACUUCAGAGUGAGCAUCACUUGAAGGCUUUGGGUUUGCAGGUUUCAGCUGCAGGGUAUGACAGACAAGGAGUGGCUGACCAUGCCAAUAACCUUGCUUCUAAAAUUCGUAAUAAUUUGACUAAUUCAAUGAAAGCAUUGGGUGUGGACAUAUUAACAGGCGUUGGAACAAUUUUGGGCCCUCAAAAGGUGAAAUAUGGAAAGGUUGGCUUCUCUGAGAAUGUAAUAACUGCAAAAAAUAUAAUCAUUGCUACUGGUUCUGUUCCUUUUGUCCCAAAAGGGAUUGAAGUUGAUGGGAAGACUGUUAUUACCAGCGAUCAUGCGCUCAAACUGGAGUCUGUUCCUGAUUGGAUAGCCAUUGUUGGAAGUGGUUAUAUUGGUCUUGAAUUCAGUGAUGUGUAUACAGCACUUGGAAGUGAGGUAACUUUUAUUGAAGCUCUUGAUCAGCUUAUGCCUGGAUUUGAUCCUGAGAUUGGGAAGUUGGCCCAAAGAGUUCUAAUAAAUCCACGGAAAAUUGACUAUCACACUGGAGUAUUUGCAUCUAAGAUCACUCCAGCCAAGGAUGGAAAACCAGUCAGGAUUGAGCUUAUUGAUGCUAAAACGAAGGAACCAAAAGAUGCAUUGGAGGUAGAUGCAGCAUUAAUUGCAACUGGAAGGGCUCCAUUCACAAAUGGUCUUGGCUUGGAGAAUAUCAGUGUAGUAACACAACGUGGUUUUAUUCCUGUUGAUGAGCGUAUGCGAGUAAUUGAUGCUGAUGGAAAUCUGGUUCCUCACUUGUAUUGCAUAGGUGAUGCAAAUGGUAAAAUGAUGCUUGCUCAUGCAGCAAGUGCACAAGGAAUUUCAGUUGUUGAGCAAGUUACCGGAAAGGAUCAUGUGCUCAAUCAUUUGAGCAUCCCAGCAGCUUGUUUCACUCAUCCAGAAAUCAGUAUGGUUGGAUUGACUGAGCCUCAAGCAAGGGAGAAAGCUGAAAAGGAGGGAUUUGAAGUAAGUGUUGCAAAGACAAGCUUUAAGGCUAACACAAAGGCCCUAGCAGAAAAUGAAGGAGAGGGACUUGCUAAGUUGAUAUACAGACCUGACAAUGGAGAGAUUCUUGGAGUGCACAUCUUUGGGUUGCAUGCUGCAGACCUUAUCCAUGAAGCAUCCAAUGCUAUAGCACUAGGCACACGUAUUCAGGACAUAAAAUUUGCUGUUCAUGCGCAUCCAACCUUGUCAGAAGUGCUGGAUGAACUCUUUAAAUCAGCUAAGGUUCAUGCUCAUGUUCCUAGUCCCGUAGGUGAACCAGUUACAGUUUAAGCUUCUCUUCUCAACUCUCUGGGUAUAAAAUUUUGAAGAAAUUUGAUUCUAUUAGCGAGUUUCAAGAAACCGUGCAUCUCUUUGCAAGAGGAGAGAACAUCAAUAUCCAUCAACACUUAGAAGAAGAAACAAAAUUCCAAUGGACUUGAGUUUUUCUCCAGGACUGUUGGGCCCGAAGGUUUUCUUUAUUACUUAGCAUCUUUGUUUUGUUGAGUCUGUUUUCCAAUGCCUCCUACAGAUACUUGAGUUAAUGCUCCAUUUUUAUUUAUAAAACGUUUAUUCCCCAAAUAAUUUUGAAAAAUAUUUUUACGUGUAA